AUGAUUUCUGGCGAGAUUGUCGAUGCAGGAGAUAUUUUAAAUACCUUGGUGGUUCAUAUAGGGAAGUUGGACAGGGUAGCAGGGCAAAAUAAAAUUUGCCAGCCUGGGAGGUGUUUGUGGUUUGACCGCAUAAUACUGAGCAAAAUUUGGAGGAAUUAUAGAAUUGUACUGGUGGUACAAGGAGAGAAUGUCGCCAGAAGUGACACUAUUGCAGUUCUGCGCAGCUGCCAUCAUGACAUUCUUCAGGCCGCUGGGGCAUUCUUGCAACAUCGCUCCCUGAGUAAAAUUCGCGAUGAUUCUUUCAGAUCCGACGCGGGGCAAUUGCAAGGCUGUGGUGCAGCAUUGAAGAAAGGCGUACCUCUUCGCGGAUAUUGGAAGGCAGCCAAAGGCUCCCGGCAGAAAGGCACAUCUUGCAGUCCAGUAGGUCCUCUGAGUGGCCUUGUCCCACCAAGAGUAUACUGCGGCCUCUACUGUAGCAGAGCAAAGCAGCAAGUCAUAGCUUCUGCGAUCAUUUUGGCUAAUCUCAUAGCAUUUUCACUAUCAUUAGGUGGGGCGGUGAUAGUAGAGGAUGGCGAAGACAGCGGUUCCAUUGAAUGCAUGGAUUUCCGCCAGAAACUCUAUUCUUUGUGGGAGCUUGGUGUUAUGAUGACACAUUGGGCAUUUCCGCCAGAUAUUGCCAGCCCAAUUUUUAUUUCUAAGCGAAAAUGGUGA
Molecule: messenger RNA, 711 nt
Organism: Suillus fuscotomentosus
Lineage: Eukaryota; Fungi; Basidiomycota; Agaricomycetes; Boletales; Suillaceae
Exons: 7
Coding region: 1-711 (236 amino acids)
Source: RefSeq, a predicted model, not a curated record